AUGACUUCAGAUGGCCACAGCUCUACAACUCCUGAAGAACAUGGGAACGUACACACGGACACAGCCAGACAACAUCGAUGGUGGACCACGAACCAGCCAAUGAAGAUAAAACUGAUCGACUUCGGCUUGGCCUGUCACGUCUCUGAGUCAGAUUGGGGCAUAUCCGCCUCCCCGCUCGCUUACAGGGCUCCAGAGAACAUCCUGGGAUUUCCCGUCACUCCAGCCCUCGACAUGUGGGCUUUGGGCUGCGUUGCGGCGGAGCUAUUCACGGGCAAUUUGCUGUACCUUGGACACAGCGAAUACGCCAUGCUUCGAUAUAUGGUGCAGAGUCAGGGCCAACUACCGCAGCGGCUCCUCAAAGAUGGGAUCAACCAAAGUGAAGCUAGUUUGUCACCUGUCGGACGAGGGACCCAAGGCAGAAUCGAAGACCGGGAGAACUUUGUAAUCUGCUGA
Messenger RNA from Larimichthys crocea (large yellow croaker), 453 nucleotides. RefSeq names its product homeodomain-interacting protein kinase 1-like. The transcript is spliced from 4 exons. Gene Ontology annotation, molecular function: ATP binding; protein serine/threonine kinase activity; protein tyrosine kinase activity. The coding region runs from base 1 to 453 and encodes 150 amino acids. Lineage: Eukaryota; Metazoa; Chordata; Actinopteri; Sciaenidae. The record is from RefSeq and is a predicted model, not a curated record. Gene Ontology annotation, biological process: peptidyl-serine phosphorylation; peptidyl-threonine phosphorylation. Gene Ontology annotation, cellular component: nucleus; cytoplasm.